AGUACGAUUCCGUUGACACUCCUUCUGAUGUUGCAACGAUUAUUUGUCCUGAUGACGUCAUGAACCUCACUGAGUGCUGGACCAAUGAGACAAGAGUAGUGGUCAACAAAAACGAAACUAUAGCCGUAGUAUGCUGUCCUGUGAGUCCCUGCAGUCCAUCUGGUCAAGCACUAGGCAUCCCUGAUUAUGCUUAUUCCGAAUCGUCUUGCUCCUCUGCCAGCAACUGCGGCUCUGCUGCCCGUUUGGACGGUACUUCGAUUUGGAAGCCAUCUCUAUCAAACGAAUUGCAAUGGAUUCAAGUUCAACUGGAGUACAGUAUCGUAACGGCUUUAACCAUUCAAGGUGGACACAAUACCCCUGGUGUCUAUGAGUGGGUGACAUCCUUCAUCAUUUCUUCUAGUUUGGACGGAGCACAUUGGACUGAUUAUGUUAACGUAUACUCGGAAUCAACUGAGAUAUUUCCAGGAAAUUAUGACAAAAGUAGCCACGUGACUCACACGUUCAUUAGGCCAAUCGUUGGUCGAUAUUUUCGGAUUAAUCCGAAGACCUUUCAGACCAACAUAGCUGUCGGAAUGGAACUCUACGGAUAUGGACCUCUAACGGAUGUUGUAGCUUCACUAAACUUGGCUGUGAAACUUGGAUGCAGUCCCCCUGUACUUGGUGAGGGUCUUGGCGUCGAAGAUGGUCGUAUACCAGACAGUAGCCUGACUUCUUCAACGGUCAUAACGGCUGGUAACCAUGUACCCAGUCAGGGAAGGCUUAAUUCGAAUAGUGCCUGGAUUCCACGUGAUUCGGACACCAACAAGUGGGUGAAGAUUGAUCUUGGCAACGACACUCUGGUAACCGGUGUCAUUACACAGGGACGGUACAUGGGGGGCGGUGAAAAGGUAACCUCGGUGUCCAUAUCUUACUCAAGGGACGAUACAGAAUGGAUUAAUCCACUUCAACAGCUCUGUGGCACUAUGAUAAGAUAUCCAGCAAACUUUGAUCAGGAUACAUACGUGACAAUAGUAUUUCCCAAGCCAGUUACUGCACGAUAUGUCAAGAUUCAUACUCCGUCAUACAGGCAUCAUGCGUCAAUGAGAUUUGAAGUACUUGGCAUCAACAACUAAACUAAUAAGUUAACUCCUAUUUGUUUCAUACGGCGUUUAUAAGUUUAUUCGAUAUCGGUCUUGUAUCAUGCGUGGUGAAAAAAAGGUGGAUAUUUUUUUCUGAGCAGCUGUUCGGAAAUCACGUUAGUCAAUCUUUCAAAAACUUAUUUUUUUUGGGAGCUAAUUUAGUUUAGUUUCCAAGUCUAGAAAUCCCUUUCAACCACGUUUCACGAUGCCAUUUAGAAUUUUGAAAUGGCAGCUUUAUACAGUGUAGGAAAUUGCAUAUUGACAUAAAUUUCCGGUUGUAAGCAUUGUUGAUAAUUGUCUGACAUUGUGAUGAAUAUUCAUUUUCAUUUUGGAACCUAUUUAGAUCGGCCGCCAUCUUGGAAAUUCAAGAUCUAUUUUAAUUCAUUCAUUCAUACAUAUUUAAACUAGUUCACAAGAUCAUAUCUGUAAUUACUAUUUUGCAUCUUGGUCUGGUGUAUAAAUACAUAGUAAAAUAGUAAUUAAAGGUAAUUAAUAAUAAUUAAAAUUAAGGUAAAACGUAAAACAAACGUAAAUUAAAUAGGCCUGUAAUGAAAUAAUAUAUACGUGUAACCUUAGCAAAUACAUGUAUAUACACAAUAGCAAACAAGUAGGGCCGACAGUUGUGAAUAAUCAUAGACCGAUAAAAUAUUGUAAUGAAAAUUCUAGAAGUUAUAUAAGUUCAGGGAUUGGAUGAUUAUGACAUAUUAAAUUUAGAUCUUUUGUACACAAACUUGAAAACAUUUAAGGAUUGAGCAUUUUGGAAAUUUGUUGGUAAUUUGUUCCAUACUUUGGCACCGGCAUAUUUAAAAGAUUGUCAAAAGAGUUAAAUAUUUGGCUAACAUUAAAUCCUAGAGAGGAGAUGAGAGUCGAACAGUCGGUCAGAUGCAUAAAAAAAUAUUGCUUGGAAGCUAAUGACAACGAACAGCGGGAGCGGGUGAGCGGGAUUUUCGGAGCUGACGAAAAAUGGCAAAUAUGUCGUUUGUCCAGAGUCAAGGAUUAAACUGCUGUUUGAUUCACCAAUUUUCGACAGAGUUGUCAUGAAAGGCAUUUGACAAUACAUUUCCUAUGUUCUUAAACGUUUGAAGUGCGUGUUAUAUAAAUUAUGUUUCAUCGUUAAUGAGAUGGGUUGGGCUUAAUUAUAAGGUAAUUGAUCAAUUAUGUAUUGAAAAAACAAUUCUUUGAGUAAUUGAAAUUGUAUUUGAAAUUUUGAAAGGGAAAUUAAUUGUAAUUGUCAUUGAAAAAAUGUAAUUGACUUCAAUUACUUUUAAUUACAUUGAAAUGCUUUACAAUAAAUUAAUUAAUUUAUGAUUUCAUUCUAUGACCUUUUUCAUGUCAACUGCUUCAGCAUCAAAGUGUGUAAUAGGCAGAAUCCGUGCUCUUUUAAUUAAACCAUCUCGCAGUUUCUCUGUAAUUUAGAAUUAUGUUGAAAUAGGUGGUGCUAGUAGAUAUAGAAUACAAAUUGAUUUCAUUCAUGACUUUUAUAGAAAGUAAUUGAAAUUGUAAUUGACAAAAGUAAUUGGUAAUUGUAAAAAAUGGAACUCAAUUGAAAAUGAUUUAUAAUUGAACAUUACUACAAUAACGUAAUUGCUAUUGUAAUUGUAAUUGAUAAAAGUAAUUGAGCCCAACUCUGUUAAUGAGUUCACUUUUUGUGGUUAAAACAAUUUUUGUUGUCGUUUGGACGAUAAUGAUUCAAUCUGUAAAAGUGAUAUAAAUAACAUG
Lytechinus pictus (painted urchin) is the source of this 2837-nucleotide messenger RNA. Its product is annotated as lactadherin-like. The record is from RefSeq and is a predicted model, not a curated record. Bases 60 to 1112 code for a protein of 350 amino acids. NCBI's taxonomy places the organism in Eukaryota, Metazoa, Echinodermata, Echinoidea, Temnopleuroida, Toxopneustidae. The transcript is spliced from 6 exons.